UUGGUUCGAGGUAGGUGAUCACCCCGAUCGAUCGUUCUCUUCUCCCGCCCCCGCCAAGUUUGCGCGCCACUACUCUGCCUGCUGUGAGAGCGUACAGGCGCGGCGCGGCCCUCCCUCCUAAACCUACCGCUCCGCCUCCGCAGGUGCGAGGUGGUUGACGGCCGCUUACCCGCACCGCGCGCCGUGCGCGUGCGCUACGCUUGGCGCUCGAGGUCAAGCCAAACGCUGCCCACCGCCUCUCAGCCUCCCUAUAUCCUCGCGCGCACGUCUUCGCUCGUUUCUCACUCGCUCCCUCCCUUCGGCUCAUCGUCCAUCCAUCAGUGAUCAGCCCCUCACGUCUCGAUCAAGACCACCACCGGCCGUGCCGAUGGUGAUGAUGCCGGCGUCGCCGGCGUCGCCGCGCGCCCGGCAGUCCGUGGUGGCGGAGCUGGAGGGCGGGCUGCUCCGGUGCGCGGACACCUUCCCCUACUUCAUGCUCGUGGCGUUCGAGGCGUCCGGCCUGCCGCGGUUCGCGGCGCUGCUGGCGCUGUGGCCCCUGCUGCGGCUGCUGGAGCUGGCCGGCCGGGGCGGCCUGGCGCUGCGCGCCGCGGCGCUCGUGGCCACCGCCGGGGUGCCGCGGGCCGAGGUGGAGGCCGUGUCCCGCGGCGUGCUGCCCAAGUUCAUGGCCGACGACGUCGACCCCGCCGCGUGGGCGGCCUUCGGGUCCUGCGAGGGCAGGCGCGUCGUCGUCGCCACGCGGUUGCCCCGCGUCAUGGUGGAGCGGUUCGCCAAGGAGCACCUCGGCGCACACGAGGUGGUGGGCUGCGAGCUCGAGUACAGCCGCCUCAGGCGGUGCACGGGGCUCCUCAGGGGCGGCGGCGACGAGGCCGUCGCGGGCCGCGUCCGCACGCUGUUCGCCGGCGGCAACCGGCCGGACCUCGGCAUCGGCCGGUCAGAGAUGGCGCGCUCCUUCUUGCCAUUCUGCAAGGAGCAGCUCAAGCCGCCGUUCGCCGCUGGGGGCGCCGCGACGACGGACGCCCCGCCGUUCCGGCCGGUCAUCUUCCACGACGGCCGCCUAGUGUGCCGUCCCACGCCGUUCAUGUCCCUCGUCAUCCUCCUCUGGCUGCCCCUCGGCGCGCUGGUCGCCUUCGUUCGCAUCGCCGUCGGCCUCAUGGUGCCCAUCUGGACCAUCCCCCACAUCGCGCCCAUCUUCGGCGGCGCCAUCAUCACGCACGGCCGCGCGCCUGCCCCCGUCCGCGCCGCCCGCGACGACGACGGUGGCGGCUCGCCGUCGGGCGUGCUCUUCGUGUGCACGCACCGCACGCUCAUGGACCCCGUGGUCCUUGCCACCGUGCUCGGGCGCCGCGUGGCCGCCGUGACCUACUCCAUCUCCCGGCUCUCGGAGGUCCUGUCCCCGAUCCCGACUGUGCGGCUGACCCGCGACCGGGACGUGGACGCGGCGCGGAUGCGCGCCGAGCUGGCCCGGGGCGACGUGGCCGUGUGCCCCGAGGGCACCACGUGCCGGGAGCCCUUCCUGCUCCGCUUCUCGGCGCUGUUCGCGGAGCUCAGCGACCGGAUCGUGCCCGUGGCGAUGAACUACCGGGUGGGGCUCUUCCACCCGACGACGGCGCGCGGGUGGAAGGCCAUGGACCCCAUCUUCUUCUUCAUGAACCCGAGGCCCGUGUACGAGGUGACGUUCCUGAACCAGCUCCCGGCGGAGGCGACGUGCGCGGCGGGGAAGAGCCCCGUGGACGUGGCCAACUACGUGCAGCGGAUACUCGCCGCCACGCUGGGGUUCGAGUGCACCAGCCUCACGCGCAAGGACAAGUAUAGGGUGCUCGCCGGCAACGACGGCAUCGUCAACGCCGCCAAGCCGGCGGCGCCCGGGAAGGCGGCGUGGCAGGGCCGGAUCAAGGAGGUGCUCGGGUUCCUGCUCCACUAACCACACUAGCUGCAGAGAGAGACGCCACGGAGCUCUGGUCAAAUCUCCGCUCACCAAUUUGAUUGAGUUGUACUUAUACAUGUACCUAGUCACGUAAAGAAUCUACUCAUAGUAGAAUACAGUUUUAGUUUUUUCUUACACAAAAUAAUGUAUUUUUCUUUUCAUUUUACUUUAAUCUGUAAAUGGUUUGGCAAAUUUUACUGGUUGUAAUCAAAGAUCAGCGUUGCUCCCUCAUCAAACA
Setaria italica (foxtail millet) is the source of this 2162-nucleotide messenger RNA. Its product is annotated as glycerol-3-phosphate acyltransferase 5. The coding region runs from base 368 to 1921 and encodes 517 amino acids. The record is from RefSeq and is a predicted model, not a curated record. NCBI's taxonomy places the organism in Eukaryota, Viridiplantae, Streptophyta, Magnoliopsida, Poales, Poaceae. Gene Ontology annotation, cellular component: membrane. Gene Ontology annotation, biological process: cutin biosynthetic process. The transcript is spliced from 2 exons. Gene Ontology annotation, molecular function: phosphatase activity; glycerol-3-phosphate 2-O-acyltransferase activity.